This is a messenger RNA of Rubroshorea leprosula, 599 nucleotides long. The record is from the annotation of a GenBank genome assembly. NCBI's taxonomy places the organism in Eukaryota, Viridiplantae, Streptophyta, Magnoliopsida, Malvales, Dipterocarpaceae.
CUUUGUAUAUUUUAGUGGGAAGACGCCAAAAGAGCCAACCCAUGUUCUUGAGGAUCGAGCUUGCUGCUAAGGAAUCAGGAGACAGUUUUUUCUUCUUUCUCUCUCUCCUGCUCAUUUUCUUCUUUCUUGUACAUGGGAAAGUGGAUGCAACUGAAUUUCUUGUAGAUUCUGGGAACUCUGUUAGUGGGAGAGGAGCAGAGUAUGGGAAAGAGAGUGUGAAGAGCAAAGAAGGAAAUAGUGGGUCAGUCGAAAGUUUUCUCCAUGAGGAUUAUGUCUACACCAAUUCUGUUCCUUAGAUAUUUUGCUCUUUCCUUUGGUGUAACUUUACAGUUUCAAUCCAUCAUAUUAUGAAUCUUGGCUGUUAAAAGGGAAUUGUAGAGUUUUUUUUUUUUUUCAAUUCAUCAGAUUAUACAUGUUCGCUGUUAGAAGGCAUUUGAAGAGUUGUUGUUUUGUUUUGUUUUUUUUUUUUUUUUUUUCUCAAUUCAUCAGAUUAUACAUGUUAGCUGUUGGAAGGCAUUUGUAGAGUUGUUGUUUUGUUUUGUUUUUUGUUUUUUGUUUUUUUUUUCCCUUUACAUUUCCAAUGAAUCCUGUUCUGGAAC